UUGGCGAUAUUGGAUUGUGUUGUGUCUUCUCAGUAUUGUUGCCAUUUGUUCUCUACUGCAAUUCCACCGUCCGCGUCGACGCUACCACCGCCAUCCCCCGUCCUCUUCUUCCUCCCUCUCUAAUAAGUGUAGUGAAAUGGGUUUGUGGACAUUACUUGAGGGGUUCCUGCUUCUUGCAAAUGCAUUAGCAAUACUUAAUGAGGACCGCUUUCUUGCACCUAGAGGAUGGGGCUUAUCUGAUUUCUCUGGUGGCCAGACAAAAUCUUUCAAAGGCCAGCUUAUAGGUCUCAUAUAUGCAACUCAGUACCUAAGAGUUCCUCUCAUACUUCUCAACUCUAUCUGCAUUACUGUAAAGUUAGUUUCUGGAUGAUAUCUAGCAAGGUUGAGGAGUUUUCAUCAGAUGAUUCAAGUUGUGCUUAGGCAGGAAUUUGACAAAUUCUGUUUUAGAAAUAUAUAUUGAAAGUUUCAUUAUUGGGAUGUGGAUCUAUUGCAUUUUUUUUUCGUGAAAUCACGUUUGCCAUCGACAUAUAAAUAGAAAAUGAGAUAACCGUUAUUGUGACUUUAGUGGGGUGGGCGUUGCAUUCAUCUUUUAAGAAUUAGUUACCAUCUU
This is a messenger RNA of Abrus precatorius (Indian licorice), 610 nucleotides long. RefSeq names its product immediate early response 3-interacting protein 1-like. The transcript is spliced from 3 exons. Bases 137 to 370 code for a protein of 77 amino acids. The record is from RefSeq and is a predicted model, not a curated record. Gene Ontology annotation, cellular component: COPII-coated ER to Golgi transport vesicle; Golgi membrane; endoplasmic reticulum membrane. NCBI's taxonomy places the organism in Eukaryota, Viridiplantae, Streptophyta, Magnoliopsida, Fabales, Fabaceae. Gene Ontology annotation, biological process: endoplasmic reticulum to Golgi vesicle-mediated transport.